GGAGGGGGACGGUGUUUGGGGACGGACCGCCACACCCUUACCCUUGCAGUUGGGCCCGUGAACAGCUUCAACCGCGGCGGGAAGUCGAAGAGCCGGGUCGGCUGCGUGGUUGUCUUUACCCGGUUGGCGUCAUGGAAUUGUACAUCCGACUGCCUGACGAAGCGCGGUCGAUCCCGCCUCCCUCGUUGGCCAACGUGGGCUCCCUCUGGGGGGCCUUCAUGGGCUGGACUGGCGCCUUGCUAGACAACGGCCUCAACAAGAAGCCGAUCCUGGCAGCGGGGGUCCAUCGCCAAAUCCUGUGGGCAUCAGUUGGCUUUUAUAUAGGCUAUUACCUUCGUAAACGAGCCAAUUACAAUUUUGCCAGGAAGGACAGAGAACUUUCGGAGUAUAUGAAGCAGCAUCCUGAGGACUUUAAGGAAAAAGAUAAGAAAACCAUGGCAGAAGUUCUGGAGACUUUCUAUCCUGUUCGCUGAAGACUUUGCAUGCAGCUGCAGUCUUGUUCAGUGCUGUGUGUCCCCCAGCUCCACUCCUGAGCAUGGAAUUUGUUCAUAAUGUGAUUUAAACAUAUAGACUGUAAUCUUAUUAAAGCAAUGACUAAGUGAAGAA
Messenger RNA from Rhineura floridana, 606 nucleotides. It is a transcript of the gene NDUFC2, whose product is annotated as NADH:ubiquinone oxidoreductase subunit C2. Gene Ontology annotation, biological process: mitochondrial electron transport, NADH to ubiquinone. Bases 132 to 473 code for a protein of 113 amino acids. The transcript is spliced from 3 exons. The record is from RefSeq and is a predicted model, not a curated record. Gene Ontology annotation, cellular component: mitochondrial inner membrane. NCBI's taxonomy places the organism in Eukaryota, Metazoa, Chordata, Lepidosauria, Squamata, Rhineuridae.